This is a messenger RNA of Bombyx mandarina (wild silkworm), 1018 nucleotides long. Its product is annotated as coenzyme Q-binding protein COQ10 homolog A, mitochondrial. Gene Ontology annotation, molecular function: ubiquinone binding. Gene Ontology annotation, biological process: cellular respiration. Lineage: Eukaryota; Metazoa; Arthropoda; Insecta; Lepidoptera; Bombycidae. Gene Ontology annotation, cellular component: mitochondrion. The record is from RefSeq and is a predicted model, not a curated record.
GACGUGACGUCACAAUUUAGCAAAACUGACUACACGCGUGAAAUAAAUUGCAAAGUAUUAAAUCAAUCAGUGUGAGUGCAACUAUUCCCUUGAAAAUGACUAAAUAUAAAUGUAUAAACAGUAAUAAAUGCUUUAGUCACUAUUAGAAUUAAUACAAUGAUUAUCUCUCAAAGUUGUGCCGUAGGGCGAUACAUUUUUCGCAAGAAAAAUGUAGUUUUCAGGAAACUCUUGUCUUCCUAUAGUUUUCAGGGUCAUUACGUAAAUAGACAAGGUAGUGCACUAUGUCAUUGCCAAGGCAUUCAACAACAAAAUCGUAGUUUUAUAAACCUGCCAAUAACAAACAAAACAAGAGUUUAUACUGGAAGGCAACUUGUUGGCUACACAAUGGAGCAAAUGUUUGAAGUUGUAUCAGAUGUAGGAAGCUACAACAAAUUCCUACCGUGGUGCAAAAAGUCUAUAGUUUUGAAAGAAACACCAGGAAACCUGAAGGCGGACUUGAUCAUUGGCUUUCCUCCUAUCAAUGAAAGCUACACUUCAAAUGUUACGCUAGUCAAACCACAUUUGGUAAAAGCAGAGUGUUCUGAUGGAAGACUCUUCCACCAUAUGUUGACCCUUUGGAGAUUCAGUCCUGGUCUAAAAAGAGAACAGCAGUCGUGUGUUGUGGACUUCCAGAUAACAUUCGAAUUUAGAUCAGCUAUACAUUCACAUUUAUCUAAUUUGUUUUUUGACCAAGUUGCUCGACAAAUGGAAGGUGCUUUCAUUAAAGAAGUCGGAAGGCGCAAUGGGCCGGCAACAAUGCAGCCUAGAAAGUUACUAAUAAACAAUCACACUUUGAAAACUUGACGCUUACUAAUUGCAAACCAAAAAAAUUAGUUCAAUUCAGUGUACAUAAUUAUUGAGUAUUUAUUGUGAUUACUUUAUGUAAAAAUUUGUGAAUAUUAUAUUUUAUCUAUUAGUCUGUUAGAAAUGUGAGGCAGAGCCAUUGUGAUUUAAUGAUAAUAAAAAGAUAAAAUUUAAA